GGUUUUCCUACUAUACUGCAGAGUGCAGACAAGAAGAGCGUUGACCACAUGCGUUCGUGUUCGUGUUUUACCUUUUUUUUUAUCUCAAAUAAAGUUCGGAAAUGUACAUUGUUUACGUAAUACAUGAUUAUGAGAUUAUUUCCGGUUUAAAGUAAGACGUGUAGUGGACUUUAUUAGCCAUGUAAAUAAACCUGACGCAUCUGUUAUUUUAUUUUUUAAAGUUUAAACUUAUCGCCUUGUGAACCACAAUUUUUACUGCCCGCCACAUAUAUAUAUCUUUUAAUAAAUCAUACUCAUAUAUAACGUAUGUAUUACAACAAUAUUAACAAUUACCAAUUAUUUAAUACCGUAUCUAUAUAUAUUUUAAGUUACAAUAAUCGAGUUUCAUUUUUAUCGAUUUAAUACAAAAUACGCCGAGUCAGCGUGCACGUUUUCCUAGACCUCGUGUUAAUUUUAAAAUUUUCAUAUUUUAUUAUCCGCUAAAAUAAAUUUCCUAUCAGUCAUUAAUUUUAUCAGUAAUUCGUGUCCAUUAAUUCUGUGAUUCAAAAAUUAAUUACCAGUUGAAUUUAUCACUACAGAGCGCAGCACGUCAUCAUCAAACUCUGGGUAUUUUUCUACGCACGUUUAAUAUUUUAUCGUGAUAAUUGUAAACGUGUAUAAGUAAACGUGUUAAGUAACAAUAUAAUUUUAUAACAAUAAUAGUAAGACUAAAAAUUCAAAAAUUUUAAAUAUAAUAAAUAAUUACCGCGUUAUAGUGCUGAUUAAUAAAAAUAAAAUGAUGAAAUAGCGAUGCAUUGGCUCCGAUAAAAAUGAAUAUAAAAAUAUGUUCGAUGAUUAAGAUUUAAAAUGUGUGGUAAUGGAUCAUAAGUAGCAGUAAUAAAAAAAGGUCGGUUUAUAUAAAAGUCAAAGAUUUGAAUAAUAAUUCAAAAAUAUUGUAAGCGGGUUCGUAGCGGCGGAUACCUCGUGUUUUUGUCUCUACAAAUAAUUCAACAUGGCUACCAAAGUGGCUAGUAGUACUCAGGGUAGUACUGAUGCUCAUGAGGGCCCGGGUGUUUCGUAUGCCAGCGUGCUUAAUCCAAAGAGUGCCGGCGAGCCGCUUCAGCAAACACCGACUACAAAAGAAUGUAAUAAAGAAAAUAUUGAUCAAUUACACUCAGCUGCUAAGGAACGUGUUCCUUUGCAGAGCCAACAUAAUAAUAAUGUACCGAGAGGUGGGAGGAAUAGUCAAAAAAAUCCCAAGAGAUUUAAUUCCGGGUACUAUGGGUCUAAGUAUGAGCGAAGAUAUCAUGGUAACACUGGAGGACAUGAUGAACGUGAUGGUAAAACCAAUAGAUCGGAUAAUUAUAACCAGGAAAAGAAAGAUUUUACGCAGCGCAAUCGGGUAAAUCAGCAGCCGGAUGAUAGAUUAAGUACUGAUGUGACUGGGGAUGGAGACUUUCAGACGGUCGCUCCCAAGUCUGCGAGAAGGAAAGAAAAAUUUCAGGAAAAAUACCGGGAUCAUCAUCACUCUCAUAGGGAGAGACACAAACAGUAUGACCGGAAUCCGAGAACUAGGAGUGCGGGCAGCAAGGAGAGAACGCACAGAGAAAAAAUAGAAAGACACUCUGGCGAUCAUCCUCCGGCUAAAGAUGUUAAGGAUGUUAAGGAUGACAGAGAAGAAAUGGAGACUAAUGAACCCCAAGCACCAGUUAAAUAUGUCGCGGCACCACUGCCUGCUGUUAAUCCCUGGACCAAAAGCACCCUCGCUCAAACUGCCUCUGGUUCGGCAAAUCCUGCUCCACCUGCACCCGUCAGUCUUCCGGUUCCGCCACAGCCUACGCCGGCACCUCCAGUGCCGAUGCAGAAGGAAAAACGAGUACUGCAGCCCCAGCAGCAAGGAAAAACUACCGAAAAUGCACCAGCCACCAGCGUUCAGCCGACGAUCGUCAAAGCUCCGCGUGAUAGAAGAAAAUUCAAUCAGAAGGCGAGUGAUUUUACAGAUAUCGGUGAUUGGCCAUCACUGGGAGCUCAAGGCGAGAAGAAGGCACCUGUACCAAUAUCCAAACAAAAUGGCCUCGUGAAACAGCCGCAGCAGCAACAGCCUCAGCAGCAGCAACAACAUCCGCAACCACAAUCACAAUCCCAAUUGCAACCUCAUCAAAGUAAUUUUAAUGAAAAAACCGGCGCCGUCAGUGAGGUCAACAAGGGAAAAGAAAACAAAGAGGACAAUUGUCCAGAGGACAGUGAUGACCAUGCAGAUAUUAAUGACAAAAAUAAAAAGAAAGUGAAUAAACACAAAUGGGUGCGAUUAGAAAUUGAUAUUGCAAAAAACAGAGGAAAAAGAGAACGUUCACCAAAAUAUCAAAGGGAAAACAGUCAUAGGGAAAACAGUCAUAGGGAAAUCAAUCAUAGGGAAAAAAAUGGCGAAUUUUAUGAAGAAGGUAACAGAGACAGAGAUCAUGAGAGGUCAGGACAUGGCUACCGAGGACGUGGUGGCUCAAGAAGUUACCGAGGACGAGGUAGAGGCCGUCAUAGCGGACGGGGAAAUUAUAAACACAGAAAUGAUAUCGAUUAUACAGAAUAUUCUGUAGAACGUACCCAGUUAAAUAAAAUUGCUCAUGCCGAUCAGUCAUAUAUGCUGCCUUACAUGGGAACAUUAUAUUUCAAUAAUACCAAUUAUCUUAACUUCGAUCCUACGACUCUCAAAGAAUAUAUUAGAAAACAAAUAGAAUACUAUUUUAGUGAGGAAAAUCUCCAUCGCGACCUUUUCAUGCGCCGUAAAAUGGAUAUGCAAGGAUAUCUUCCUGUCACUUUGAUAGCGUCGUUCCACAGGGUCCAAGCAUUGACGACAGACGUCUCAUUGGUGAUUGACUCAAUUAUCGAGUCGGACAAACUUGAAAUGACCGAAGACUUCAAGGUGAGAACUGUAAAUGAUCCCCUGAAGUGGCCAAUACCAUUAGGUGCACCAAAUCCAGUUUAUCUAGAUGUGGAAAAUUCUCAUGUCAUUAUUGCACAACCAGAAAUGUGUUCAUCAAUAACACCUAUUACAUCAGAAUUUUGUCCUGCCGCCAAACCUCUUCUUAUUAUUCCUACGCCACCACUACCUCGUGUUCUUCAGUCAGUAAUAAGUCCGCCAGUAAGAAUAAGUGAGCCUGAAAUUAUUUCAUCGUUGUCUGGUGAAACAUUAAAUCCUUAUGUACCGGAAUUUGUACCAAUUGUUGCUGCGGAUAUUAAUAAUCAAGCCACAAUGAUGAGUAAUGAUAAUUUAUCGUCAAAUGUUCAACAAAAUUCAUUCAAAUCAACAAAUAAAAAUUUAUCGUCAUCAAGUAAAAAUGAUACGCAGACAUCACAAUUAAAUGGAUCCAUUGAACAGUCAGACAAUGAUGUUUGGAAAGAAGUUAAAAGAAGAGUCAAACAACCGCCGAAAGAUAAAUUAGGGGAAAAAAAUUUAAUAAAAGAUCAUAAAGAAGAAGAGAGAGAAGAACUAGAUUUUCAAUUUGAUGAGGAAUUGGAUACUCCACCGCCUAUGGGACGACACAAUGCAUUUUCUGAAUUAUCGGAAGAUGACGAGGACUAUGAACUCUCUGAUAGAGACAUAAACAAAUUGCUUAUCGUAACACAAACUGCAAACGUACCAUCUAGAAUUCCAAAACACGAAGGUCAUGAUCGUACGGGAGAUUGGACGACCCGAGUUAAGAUGAGCCAAGAUUUAGAGCAAGCAAUUAAUGAUGGAUUAUAUUAUUAUGAAGAAGAUUUGUGGACUGAAGAUGGACAAAGAUAUGGAUCAUCAUCUUCAAUCGGUAGCUAUAAAACAGUUAACGUGAUAAGUCGAGAAGCAUUUGAAAAAAUGGCACCCAAAGCGCCACGAAAAGCGAACCCUGAAGUGCCACCACCUCCACCACCGCCACUGUCAUCAUCAGAUAUGGACUUGUCCCAGUCAUUACCAAACCAGGCCUCAAAUCUUGAUGACAAACGAGAGCGCAGAAGCCGCCGAAACGAAAGACGUGGUGCUAGUCGAGGUAGAAGAGGUACUGCACAUAGAUUUUAUGCUGUUGUUAAAGAUGAAACUCCAAUGGAUCCUCGGACACCCAGAAAACGUAAAACUCGUCAUAGUAAUAAUCCACCUGUUGAACAUCACGUCGGUUGGAUUAUGGAUGUCAGAGAACAUCGACCUCGAACUUAUUCUACUGGAAGUAGUACAGGUACGAGUCCAAAUGAAGGUUUUCUUGCUAGUAGUUACGGAAGUCAGCCUUCAUCAUUGCCAGCAUUUCAACAUCCAAGUCAUUCAAUGCUUAAAGAUAACGGUUUUACCCAACAAGUUUAUCAUAAAUAUCAUUCACGAUGUCUCAAAGAACGAUCAAAAUUGGGAAUCGGACAGUCGCAGGAAAUGAAUACACUGUUCCGUUUUUGGUCAUUCUUUUUGCGUGAAAAUUUCAACCGUAAAAUGUAUGAAGAAUUCAGAUCAAUUGCUAAAGAAGAUGCUGCUGAAGGUUAUCGCUAUGGUCUUGAAUGUUUAUUCCGAUUUUAUAGUUACGGUCUUGAGAAAAAAUUCCGGCCACAUCUUUACAAAGAUUUCCAAACCGAGACAAUGGCUGAUUAUGAAAGUGGUCAAUUGUACGGCUUAGAAAAGUUCUGGGCUUUCAUGAAAUAUUACAAACACGCCGACAAGUUGUGUGUCGAGCCUAAAUUACAAGAAUAUCUUUCGAAAUUCAAGAGUAUCGAGGACUUCCGCGUGGUCGAAGUAGGCGCGGAUGGAUCUUAAAAAAAAAAAAAUGAAAAGCUGAGAAGCAUUUUCCUAAUCAUUGUGUUUUUGAUACAACAUCUUUUGCUGGUUAUGUAUAACAAGUUAUUAUUUUUUAUUUUUCUUUGUUUGUUUGUUUGCUCUUCAAUACGCUGGUAUAUUUGAGAAACUCGAAGGUUGUAUUGACAAGGGACGUAAUUUAAAGUUUUUUUUAUUAAUUAAUUUCGGAUGUUAAAAACCAUUACAAGAUGUCAAGUACUAUCGCACUAUUGAAUGUCAUAUAUUUGACUUAUUUUAAUCACUCGAAAUUUAUUUCAUCGAAUAUAAAAUAGAAAAAUGCCUAAAAAGUAGGGUAAGAAAAUUUGACAUGGCCUCAAAAUAAAAUAUCAGAAAUCUAUUGAAAAUAAUUUUUGAUAUUUACUUGCAAAUAAAUAAUUGACAUCACGCCAUCGAUUACUGAGAUAUCAAUAAAUUAAAAUUAUAUUGUUUUUUUUCUUCCAAGUGAUUACAUCGUCUAGGGUAAGUGGCUGUGCAUACAUACGUUUUUAAUAAAUUGUAAUUAAAAUAAACUCAACAAUAUAAACAUUUUAAAAUCAUUUAAAAAUAUAUAAAUGCUUGAUUAUUAUAAAUUUUAUGACAACUGA
This is a messenger RNA of Microplitis mediator, 5364 nucleotides long. It is a transcript of the gene larp, whose product is annotated as la-related protein 1B-like. Gene Ontology annotation, biological process: mRNA stabilization; positive regulation of translation. The record is from RefSeq and is a predicted model, not a curated record. The transcript has 15 exons. Gene Ontology annotation, molecular function: RNA cap binding. The coding region runs from base 992 to 4741 and encodes 1249 amino acids. Gene Ontology annotation, cellular component: cytoplasmic stress granule; cytosol. NCBI's taxonomy places the organism in Eukaryota, Metazoa, Arthropoda, Insecta, Hymenoptera, Braconidae.